This is a messenger RNA of Nerophis ophidion (straightnose pipefish), 5481 nucleotides long. RefSeq names its product lipase, hepatic a (gene lipca). The transcript is spliced from 9 exons. Bases 840 to 2363 code for a protein of 507 amino acids. Gene Ontology annotation, molecular function: triacylglycerol lipase activity; apolipoprotein binding. Lineage: Eukaryota; Metazoa; Chordata; Actinopteri; Syngnathiformes; Syngnathidae. Gene Ontology annotation, biological process: lipid metabolic process. The record is from RefSeq and is a predicted model, not a curated record.
UUGCAACAACAUAUUGAACAGAUGUCUAUUGUGUUAAGGUAAACAUCUGUUCAGUAUUUUAAUAUAAAAGUGUUUGAUUGUGAGGCAUUAAAAGCCACAAAAUGCAAAGGAUCCAUCAGACCCACACACGCUGACUGAGUAACAACAAUAUGAAAAAUACACAAGGGUUAAAUAGUUUAAUAUGUUAAUAUAUUACAUUUAGAUUAAAAAAAAAUACAAUAGUUUGUUUCUUUAGAGAGAGUUUUAACAGGCAAAUGGAACCAACUGUGUAGAAUGUCCCAUAAGUAAAGAAUAAAUGCAAUUUAACCCCACUCGGAUGGAUGAUUUAGUUUUAAGUCACCUACUAUAUAAACCAGCAGAUUACUACAAGAUGAAAGUCAAUAUUGGAAUAUUUUAAGUGACCUCAAAGAUCAAAAUAAAGGUCUUUAAAAAAAAAAGUAUUUGGGUAGUUUCUUUCCACAGUAAAAUACAGUAAUAGAUACUUGUGUCGUACAUGUAGUAGCGAGCAGGUGGGGUUUUUGGUUCCCUUGUACGUUGCACCAAAUUCCCUCCCCACUGUUCACUCCGCUGCUAUUGCACAACACGUUCGAUCUCCAUGUGCUGGCCUUAGGCCAAUCAGCACUGGCCCAGUCCUGUGUACCUUAUUGACAAGUAGUUACCUGUUGUCCUCCUGCUGUUUUGUACGGUAAAGUACAGUGUGCUCUAAGUCGACGUGACCCUGGAUUCCGGACUAGAUUGACCCAUUAGAAGUAGACAUCACUGCAACAAGGAGUGUCGCUUAGAGGGCCUUCUUUUAUUUGUGAGAGCGUGUGUGUCUGCGAGUGUGUGUGUGUGACGCCAUGGCUGUACUCAAAGUGCUGUGCUGCCUGCUGUUAACGUGUCACAUGGCACAGGGAAGAAAAGCUAAAGGAAAUAGAGCAGAUGUGGCAGUCCCAGACAAGAGAGGCCCCCUAAAGGUGAAAGAGCCUCAUGUCAGCAGUUCAGUCUUCAGGCUGUUUGUGGAGGGGGAGGACGACACCUGCACACUGGACCCUCUGCAGCUGCACAGCCUCUCCUCCUGUGGCUUCAACACCACUAAUCCCCUCAUCAUCAUCACUCACGGGUGGUCGAUGAAUGGCAUGAUGGAAAGCUGGGUGCUCAAGUUAUCCUCCAUCCUGAAGACUCAUCUUAAGGAUGUCAACGUCGUGAUCACUGACUGGCUGUCACUGGCUCAUCAGAACUACCCUACUGCAGCACAUAGCACACGUACUGUGGGGAAAGACAUCGCUCAUCUGCUGUCCUCACUCAAGGAGCACCAUGGAUAUUCAUUUGGCAAAGUCCAUCUGAUUGGUUAUAGCCUUGGAGCUCACAUAUCUGGAUUUGCCGGAAGCUAUAUUCACGGCCCGGAACAAAUUGGAAGAAUUACCGGUCUCGAUCCUGCGGGGCCCUUGUUUGAAGGAAUGUCGCCCACAGACAGACUGUCCCCUGAUGACGCCCAGUUUGUAGAUGCCAUCCACACGUUCACGCAUAAACGUUUGGGUCUGAGUGUGGGCAUCAAGCAGGCUGUGGCACAUUACGACUUUUAUCCUAAUGGAGGAGACUUCCAACCAGGAUGUGACCUGCACAACAUUUACGAGCACAUUGCCGAGUACGGCCUUCUUGGCUUUCAACAAACAGUGAAAUGUGCCCACGAACGUUCCGUGCAUCUGUUCAUUGACUCACUUCUCAACAAGGACGAGCAGAUCAUGGCCUACGGGUGCAGGGACAACAGAGCCUUUCUCAAAGGCGUCUGUCUGGACUGCCGGAAGAAACGCUGCAACACGCUGGGCUACAAUAUCAAGACUGUUCAUACUGGCAAAAGCAAGAGGCUCUACGUGAAAACACGCUCCAAGAUGCCCUACAAGUUUUAUCACUACCAGUUCAGGAUCCAGUUUGUCCAGUCCAUGGAGAGCCCGAAGCCUUUGCUCAGCAUCUCUCUCACUGGUACCAAAGAGGAGAGUGGAAAAGUUCCCGUCACCUUUACAGAGCAUGUUUUCGGGAAUAAGACCUAUUCCUCGCUGAUAACCUUGGACAGACAUUUGGGGGCUCUAAUGUUGCUCAAGUUCCAAUGGCAAGGAUCAGCUCUGUGGAAGCACAUGUGGAAUAGGGUGCAGACCAUCAUGCCUUGGAGUGGACACCAGAUCCAACCUCUGCUGACUGUAGGCAAAAUCAGCGUCAAAGAUGGUGACACACAAAAGCGGACAUCCUUUUGUCCCAUGGAAAUUGGUGCACAGCAUGUGCAAAUGUCACAAGAAACAGUGUUUGUGAGAUGUCAACAGGACCCACCGAGGCACCACCACAAGGGGAAUCACUUCAGAGACUCACCUGUUCAUUCAAAACACUGAUGUGCUCUUUGGGUUCCACCUCACAUCCAAAUGAUGUGCAGUGCAACACCCGGAAAGGUCUGAGGAUGUUCCUGCUCCUGAUAAAUAAGACAAUGUGUCAUUUAAUGUUGAGUGUAGAAACAUUUGUAGUGCAUCCGAAAAGUAUUCCUAUAGGUUACAGCCUCAAUACAAAAGUUCUUGUUUUUUCUUAAUACUCUACAGACAAUAUCCCCUAACCACAAUGUUUGCAGCACCUCUCGAGUCCCAUCAGAUUGGAUAGGAAUUGUUGCUUUUCCUCCAUGAUGUCUCUGUACAUUCAUCUUAGUUUUGUCAGGAAAGUGACUAAGAACCAGAUGGUCACUGUCAGAACCACAGCAUUCUUUGGAGAGAGGGGAACUUUCCAGUAGAACAAACUCUGCAGCAAUCUACCAAUCAGGACUGUAUGGUAUUGAGCAGACGAAAGUCAUUUCCGUAAAUACAACUGAGAAACAAAAUUCUCUGGUCUGAUGAGACAAAUGAUUGAACUCUUUGUGUGAAUGUCAGGCAUCAUGUUUGAAGGAAACCAUGAGGCAACACUCAUCACCAAGCCAAUAUUGCCGCUACAAUGAAGCAUGGUGGUGGCAGCAUCAUGCUGUGGCGAUCGUUUUCAGCGGCAGGAUAGAGGGAAAGAUGAAUGCAGUAAUAUACAUAGACAUCCCCGAGGAAAACUAACACUUCCAUCCACUUUUAAUGGAGCUUGAGAGGAGCUACAAAGAAUGGGCAACAAAGACAUGCCCAAUGAUAGGUGUGCCAAGCUUGGUGCAUUGUUUUCAAAAAGACUUGAGGCUCUAAUUGCUGCCAAAGGUGCAUCAACAAAGUAUUGAGCAAAACCAAAGGUGCAUCAACAAAGUAUUGAGCAAAAGCUAGGAAUACUUAAAAAAAAAAAAAAAAAAAAACACUUUUUACAUUGUCAUUGUGGGAUAUUGUGUCUUGAUUUUUGAGGACAAAAAUUAAUUAAUUCCAUUUUGGAAUGUAACAACAAAAUUUUGGGAAAAUGUUAAGUGCUGUGAAUAAUUUCCGGCUGCACUGUAAUAUUGGCAAGUUCAGGGAAUCACAACACUUUACAUCAGAAUGUUUUGUAAAGUUGUCACAAAUUACAGUAGUGAAUCAAAAUGAAAAACCUAUGCAAAAAAUAAAUGUCAUAAUCUUUGUGGUCUCCAGUACAUGCUGGACAAACCACUUAAGCAGUUUGUGCUGACUUCCAGGGUGACAUCAGCGUGCGGUUGACCUCAUUGUGUAGAAAUGUCAUACAUUAAAGCUGUACGUGAAGAUGAUUUAUUAAUGCAUUUCAAAUAAAGCAAAUACUUAGGUAAAAAGCAAAAACCAUUGAAGUUACAGUAAAACAUAAAAUCAGCACUGCAGUAUACGGACAUAAGUCCUUUUAAACCCCAAAUAAGUGUUGCAUCAAACAGAAAUUGAAAACCCCCACAUUGUUACAACACAUGAAUGCAAAACAAAUGCAUGAAUUUGGUGGAAAACAUGAAUGCGUCACUAACAUCUCUAAGACAUCAUCAAACGCACCAACCAUUAGCUGAGGUGUUACAUGUAGACUGAAUGGACUUGAUAUUCCAGAAGUGAAUUUUAUUCAGCAAGAGGCAUUAAAAGACUAAAAACAAAGUUUUUGUCACAUUUAUAACAUACUGUAUUCACAUACAAACCAAAAGUGAAGACAAAACCUAAGUUGUGGGGUCACUGACAAUACGCCUCAGCUUAAGUUGGAUCUGCUGUCAGUGGGCACAUUAAGUACAAAAACAAAACAGAAUUGUAAAGAUUGGGUAAAAGUUUGCUUGCAAUUCAGUCAAAGUUGUCUCAGUGACAAAAAAACAGCCAACUCCCUCACCCUUAACACAAAAAUCACAUAACAAAUUUAGAUAAAUAGUCCAUUCAUCUAUUUUCUACUGCUUGUUCUUCUCGGGAUCACGGGGGUGCUGGAGCCUAUCCCAGCUGCACUCAGGCUGAAAUCGUUGUACACCCUGGAUAAGUCACCACCUCAUCGCAGGGCCAACACAGAAAGACAACAUUCACACUCACGUUCACACAUUAAAUACCAUUGAAUAUGCCCCACAUAAUGCACUUUUUUUUGCACAUUCUAAACUUACUUAUCCAUAAAGCUUUCGGGAGGCACCAUUUAGGAAAUAACCUAACCAUUCUUUUCUGUUUUAUUAAUCCUGAGAGAAACAAUCACCAUUGAGAGAACUGUACAAGCUGAAAGAAUAAAGGCAAUACAUUAGAAAAAGUUUGUGUUUCUAUGGCUUUUCAUUUAGAACCUUGUAAAAUAACAUUGGCAGCACAAGUGUUUUGAUUGGUGGUCAAAUUUAAAUGUACUGUAAGAAUAUUUCAAGAGAUGGGCCUUAAGGUAAGCUGCCAGCUUCCCCUGGUAUAAAACAAAAAACAGCCCAGUGAAAAAAUGUUACGAUCAAGACCGCAUAACAGAGCUCAGUGAACUUCUCUUCUGGCUCUCAGGAGCACGAAGCGUGCUGUCCAGUGACGAUUCAGUUGCAAUGUGAGUUCCACCUCACACGUAGGCAUAGAGUAGUCCGUUUGAUAAUAAUAAUGACGAUGAUAAUACAUCUUAUGUAUGGAGCCCUUUUCAAAAACUCAAGAUGCUUUACAGGGUAAAACAUGUAAGACAAGUGCGAAAACAGAAAAGCUUUUUAAAAAUACAUACAGAAAGCAAGAUUAAAAUGUUGUGAUGUGAUGUAUUACCAAAUUUGAAAGUUUCAAAAAGUUUUGCGUUAAAAGCAGUGUGGAAUAGGUGUUUUUUUUAAGUUAGUAUCAAAGGUAGUAGUGUCAGCAGUUGUCACGGAUGUGUGGGGAAAGCAAGUUCAAGAGGAAGGGUGCGGCAACGGAGGGUUUUGCACCCCCCAGGUCCACUGCUUAGUGUCCUUGUAAGGAGGUAAGGAAGUUUCUUCACAGAAGGUGUAGGGUAGAGCAAGUCUUGACGUAAGAGGGGGCCUGGUUUACUGUAAAGGAUGACUCCAAGGUUCCGGUGGUGGGGUGCGGGUGAAGGGUAGCAUUAUUUAAGGAGAAUCAGAACUUUUGCUAUAGAGGUGAGGGAAUUUGGACCUAUUAUGAAGAUGACAAAUUUGGUACACUUAAG